Messenger RNA from Salvelinus namaycush (lake trout), 783 nucleotides. Its product is annotated as protein eva-1 homolog C-like. Bases 1 to 783 code for a protein of 260 amino acids. The record is from RefSeq and is a predicted model, not a curated record. Gene Ontology annotation, molecular function: carbohydrate binding. The transcript has 6 exons. Lineage: Eukaryota; Metazoa; Chordata; Actinopteri; Salmoniformes; Salmonidae.
AUGGGUUACCUGUCCAAAGUGUUGAGGAACUACACCGAGCAGGCGGGCGACGGCGACUUCCUGUCGGUCCGCUGCCCGCCCCGCACCACCAUCACCGUCCAGUCGGCUUUCUACGGCAGGAGUGGCCCCCUCCACCCCCAGCAGGGCCCGUCCCACCACAGACCCACCCUUUUAGGGACACUCCCACUGGAGGAUGACUUGCAUUGUUACAUGUCCACAGCACUACAGAAAAUGUUGGAUGAGUGCCAGGACAGGAGGAGCUGUAAGGUCCUUGUCAACAGUCGUCUCUUUGGGAUGGACCCAUGCCCCAGCAGCAGCAAACACCUCAUCGUGUGGUACAAAUGCAGGCCUAAUGAGUAUAAGAGUAAGGUGGCGUGUGAGGAGGAGAGAAUGAAGCUGACCUGUAAACAGGGAAUGCAGAUCACCGUCUACUCGGCCAUGUUCGGUCGAACCCAGCAGGGUACCCUGGAGUGUCCUACCCACCACAGGAGGGCGUCGUCCGUAGACUGCCAGUCGGGCGUGGCUCUCCAGGUGUUGACGACACGUUGUCAGGGGAAACAGAGCUGCUUCGUCCAAGCGUCCACGCAAGAGUUUGGGGACCCCUGCUACUCGGGCACCAGGAAAUAUCUCAGUGUCAUCUACGCAUGUGAAUACUCUGCCUCAGCGUGGGCCCGCCAUCACCCUGACCACAAGCUGGAACACUCAACCACUCAAGCUCCCAUGCACACUUUUACAGUCAAGUACCACGAGCGUGCCACCAGCCGUUUCAGUUCAGACACUUAG